Molecule: messenger RNA, 463 nt
Organism: Orbicella faveolata
Lineage: Eukaryota; Metazoa; Cnidaria; Anthozoa; Scleractinia; Merulinidae
Product: adenosine 5'-monophosphoramidase HINT1-like
Molecular function (GO): catalytic activity
Source: RefSeq, a predicted model, not a curated record
GCAAGGAAUCAUGGGUGGUGGUCUGUAUUCAAAAUGGCGGAAGGGGACAGUAUAUUCUCUAAGAUCAUUCGGAGAGAGAUACCAUCAGAAUUCCUCCACGAGGAUGACCAGUGCGUCGCCAUCAAGGACAUUAAUCCCCAGGCCCCGGUGCAUUUCCUGGUUAUUCCAAAGAAGCCAAUACCUCAAUUGUCCAAGGCAGAUGAUUCAGAUGAACAAUUGUUAGGCCAUCUACUUGUGGUUGCCAGAAAGGUUGCAGCAGAACAGAAUCUGGCUAAAGGCUUCCGUGUAGUGAUCAAUGAUGGUAAAGAUGGAGGCCAAGAGGUGUAUCACAUUCAUAUCCAUGUUUUGGGCGGACGCCAGCUGACUUGGCCACCAGGCUAGUCAAGGCUUUGUCAUCUCAACUAGCCUCUGAACCCAAGGUUAGUAAAAUGAAAAAGAGCCUGGCCUAUAUUUUAGAGUUUAG